Molecule: messenger RNA, 2883 nt
Organism: Amborella trichopoda
Lineage: Eukaryota; Viridiplantae; Streptophyta; Magnoliopsida; Amborellales; Amborellaceae
Source: RefSeq, a predicted model, not a curated record
AUGCAAAUCCAACUCUCAACAACUCUAGCUGUAGUCAUAAUACUACAGUUCCUCUGUUCUUGGGCUUGCACCCCAAAUGAAAGAAGGGCUCUACUAAGCCUCAAAGCUGGCCUAACAGAUCGUCGGGGUCGCUUAGCUUCAUGGGAAGGAAAUGGAGACUGUUGUACUUGGAAAGGAAUCAGGUGUGCUCAAAGAUAUAAUGUUACCCAUGUCACAGAAUUGAAUCUUAGAAACCCGAAUCCGCACCUCCUUCUUCGUCGGCCAAAUGGUAAGCUUCUUGCCCUUACUGAUGAUUCUUGGGACCUCAGUGGUACCAUCUCUCUUUUGCUCUUCUCUGGCGUCAAGUAUUUAGAGUAUCUUGAUCUUAGUUGCAAUAACUUUCAUCAUUCAAUGAUACCUGAUCAGCUGGGAGAUCUCCUUGGCCUCAAAUAUCUGAAUUUAUCAAAUGCGGGUUUUUCUGGUGCAAUUCCAAACCAAAUGAGUAAUUUAUCUUCCUUGCGCACACUAGAUCUUUCUUGCUCUUUUUUAGUAGAUGAUAAGUCAUCGAUUUCGGUGAACUUGUCAACCUAUAAGAUAAUUCAUGAUUAUCCUUAUUCUUAUGUCUCUUCUGGCUUGCUCUUGAGUCAUGGAUUGUUAUGGUUGGAAAGGCUUACUGAACUUAGGUUUCUUGCACUAAAUGGGGUUGAUCUUUCCAUCGCGUCAUCUGCAAAGGGUUCCAUUCAACACCUUCCUCAAAUACAUAUGCUCAAUGCUGGUGGUAAUCGUGAUCUGUCAAUAGAUCUUCGUCACUUCUUUGAUCUUCCAUGGCCAUUUUUGCAAUUCCUUGACCUUCAAUUCUGCAAUACUAGUGGGAUUAUGUCAAACAAUAUGGGAAAUAUCUCUUCUCUAGUGGGACUAUCACUAUCAAACAACAACAUUCAAGGGCCCAUUCCUCCAUACCUGACAAACCUCUCAAACUUAGAGUACAUAGACCUCUCUUUUAAUAGCUUAACGGGAGUAAUUCCUUCAUCUAUUUCCAAUAUUGGGAACCUCCAAGCACUCGACUUAUAUCAAAAUAGCCUUGAAGGCCAAAUUCCCCAGACUAUAUGUGGCCUCUCUUCUUUGCAAACAUUAAUACUAACACUCAACAAAUUUAGUGGAAGAAUUCCUAGUUGCGUGGGUUACCUCACAAGACUAGAAGCCUUUGAUGUCUCUUACAACUCCUUAGAAGGUAAUGUUUCUCUCCCAUCUUUGUUCGUCAAUUCUAGUCCUACACAAGUUGGGAUGGCUUUUAAUGGUUUAACAGUAAGCACAGAUCAUAUGGAGAUGCCAACAUCCUUUCAGCCAAUUAUGUUGUGGUUAUCUUCAUGCAAUCUACAAGGAAAAAUUCCAGGCUACAUCUCUAAAUUGAAAAAUAUUCAAGUGCUGUACUUGGCGAACAAUAACCUGACUGGGAACAUUCCUUCUUGGUUAUGGCAACUUCCAAGACUGUCCAGUUUGGAUCUCUCUAACAAUAGUCUCUACGGAACCCUUCCACCUUCUUUCAGUCUUGCAAUGUCAUACAUGCCUUCAGAACUGAAUCUUGCACAUAGUAGUUUGCAUGGAAACCUUCCGUUUCCUCCCAAUAACAUAGAGAAUUUUGAUCUAUCUCACAAUCAGUUUUGUGGUUCAAUACCUGUCCAAAUGGGUGAGAAACUAAUGGAUGCCAAGUAUGUCUCCUUUUCAGGAAACAAACUCACUGGAGCCAUUCCACACACCCUUUGUUCUAAAAACAACAGUAUAAUGAGCCUAGACUUGUCGCAGAACUUUUUGAGUGGCACCAUACCUUCAACUUUUGGAAAUUGCACCUCCCUCAUUGCUUUAAACCUGGCAGAGAACAACUUAGCAGGAGAGGUUCCUUUCGAACUUGGAUAUGCAAGGAAACUUAAAGCGCUUCGUUUGGGCAAUAAUUACUUACAUGGGUCAUUCCCAAAAGUUAUACAAGACCUAAAAGAUUUGGAGUUUUUGGAUUUGGGUUACAGUUUUUUCAAUGGGAUUAUCCCUCCUUUCAUUGGUAAUCUCUCAGAGUUGCGUGUCCUCGUAUUAACAUCCAACCGUUAUAGGGGAAGUAUUCCUACUGAGAUAACCCAAUUGCACCGGCUUCAGUUCAUGGACUUAUCAAACAAUACACUGGAGGGACCCAUUCCAUCAAAUCUCAAAAAUUUUGAAGGCCUGAUCAAACAGACACCUGCAAUUCUUCUUGGGUACUUGAUUGAUCAUGUGCUUUUGAAUAUGGAACUGGAGUUUGCUAUGAAAGGAAUGCGUUAUGAUUUAAGUUCUGUUUACUCAUAUCGCACAGGAAUUGACCUAUCUAAUAAUGGGCUUGAUGGUGUGAUUCCUGAGCAACUGGGGUGGUUAAAAGUAUUAUCCAUGUUGAACCUCUCAAGAAACCAUUUGGAUGAACAAAUUCCACAUAGUAUUGGGAAUCUGAAAACCCUUGGAUCUUUGGACCUCAGCCACAACCAAUUAUCAGGACAGAUCCCCAUAAGCCUCACUACAAUAGACUCUUUGGGUUGGAUAGAUGUGUCUUUCAACAAUCUUAGUGGGAAAAUACCAUCCUCUCCACAUUUUGACACAUUUGCAUUGAAUCCUUUUGUAUUUUCUGGGAACCCAUUCUUGUGUGGGGGAUCAACAGGAAAGAAUUGCAUCUCUGAUCCUCAAGAGGAGGUUGAGGUUGAGGUUGGGGAGGAGAGAGAAGCAAAGUGGAGUAGGUGGGCUUGGUAUGGCAUGCUGUUUUUGAGUUAUUUCAUAGGCUUUUGGGGAGUUUUUGUGGUUUUGGCUCUCAAAAAAACGUGGAGGAUUAAGUAUUGGAAUGCAACAGGGGAGCUGGUGGAAAGGAUCAUGGGUUGUUUUGGCCAUCAUUAG